This is a messenger RNA of Ogataea parapolymorpha DL-1, 2865 nucleotides long. Its product is annotated as chitin synthase. Lineage: Eukaryota; Fungi; Ascomycota; Pichiomycetes; Pichiales; Pichiaceae. Gene Ontology annotation, cellular component: cell periphery; cell septum. The transcript is spliced from 2 exons. Bases 1 to 2865 code for a protein of 954 amino acids. The record is from RefSeq and is a predicted model, not a curated record. Gene Ontology annotation, molecular function: chitin synthase activity.
AUGGUUCAGAAUGACAAUCCGUUUCGAUUAGAUGACGAUGACUCUGUUGAGGGACAGAGUUUGCAUAAUAACCCAUUUGUCCAAAUGGUUGACGACGACAUACACCAAACAUCGAACCAUGCUCAAAGGAGUGCCUUUGAUCUGAACGAUUACCAGGACUCAUACAAUGAAACAGUUUCUUCUCCAGUGCGCCAUUCCAUCCUCCGCCCGCCUUCGAAUGUUUACGACGCGACGCAGUCCAGUUUCUCAUCAAACAGCUCGUUUCUGGGUUCUGAAAAACUCCCGUCCAACUCAUAUACCAGGCCAGUGAUUUACCAGCCCUCUGUGCCGCCAAUGCCUUAUCAGCAAAGUUUUCCCGUGUUUCAGUCCUUUAUGAGGGAUGGGGAUGAGCCAGUGAUUGAGGAUCUAUUUUUCGACAAGACAGAGAACGAUGGUAUUGAGCCUCUCAAUGUGGCUACUUCAGGUGACACCAAGGUCCAGUUGCUGGACGACAAGCACUACAGUUUUGAUUUUCCAGUUCCCAAGCAGCUGGUUGCCCGCAUUCCGUUUGAGGACGCCAAGAACCUGACGGAGUUCACGUAUUUAAGGUACCAUGCCAUUACAGCAGACCCAAAGGACUUUACCAGCGGCGACCUCGAGAAAAGACACGACAUUGUGAACUACCCGUUGCGGCCGAAUCUAUAUGGAGUGAGACGUGAAACAGAGCUCAUGAUCGUGUGUACCAUGUACAACGAGGACGAAGUUCUGUUGGGCCGCACGCUCAAGGGUGUUUUCAAAAAUAUUAAAACCAUCAUCCGUUUGGCAAAAACGCGUGGAAAAAAAAUUGUGGUGGUGAUAGUCAGCGACGGGCGCUCCAAGAUCCACGAGAGGUCCAAGGCUCUGCUCACUUUGCUAGGAUGCUACCAGGAGGGUGUGAUCCAGGAGAAAGUGAACGGCGACGACGUCAACGCGCAUCUGUUUGAGUACACCACCACAUUUGGUAUCGGACAGUUCGACUACCACCGUGGCGACGAGGGUAAAGGUUUUACAGUUCCGUUGGUCACAGAGCAGACUGUGCCUGUUCAGAUGAUGUUUUUGCUCAAGGAGCAGAACAAGCAAAAGAUCAACUCGCACAGAUGGGCGUUCAACUUUUUGUGUCCAAACCUGAACCCAAAAAUUGUGUGUCUGCUGGACGUCGGCACAGAACCAGGCCCAGACUCGAUCUACAAGCUUUGGCAGGCAUUCAAGGACCCGCAGGUUGGAGGGGCCUGUGGAGAAAUCAGGGCCAUGCUUGGAAAAAAGAUGAGUCCAAACGAUGAGGGCUCGCUGAUGCAGAAAUUAGGACGCUGGGUCUUGCGGACCUCUUCUGACCUCAAAUGCGUGGUGCUGAAUCCACUCACUGCCGCACAGAAUUUCGAGUACAAAAUAUCCAACAUUCUUGACAAACCGAUGGAGUCGGCAUUUGGCUUUGUCACGGUUCUUCCCGGUGCUUUCAGUGCAUAUAGAUACGAGGCGUUGCAAGGAGACCCUCUGGAAGCGUAUUUUCAUGGAGAAGAUAUGAAAACCAACACGGAGAAGCCUGCCGGAACGCUGGAGUCUAACAUGUACCUAGCAGAAGACAGAAUCUUGUGUUUUGAGCUGGUGGCCAAGAAAGGAGCGUCGUACGUGCUGCGGUAUGUCCACGACGCGUUUGGGGUCACCGACGUGCCCGGAAACAUUGCAGAGUUCAUCAACCAGCGGCGGAGAUGGCUCAACGGGUCGUUCUUCGCUGCGCUCUACUCGGUGAUGCAUUUCUACCGGAUAGUCCGUUCGAAACACAGCUUUGGCCGCAAGCUCGUCCUGCUGGUGGAGGUGGUGUACCAGACCGUCAAUAUUGGUCUCUCGUGGUUGUCCAUCUCGUUUUAUUUUCUGGUCUUCCGGAUAUUAACUUUGGGACUGGCUGACACAUCGGUGGGGUUCAAGGCUGGCAACAUACUGGCAGUGGUGUUCCUGUGGCUCUACAUUGCAGCUCUGGCGCUCACGUUUAUCAUUUCGUUUGGCAACAAGCCCAAGGAUGCCAAACGAUUAUACCAGCUCGCUUUCCUGCUCUUCUCCAUAGUGAUGGCCUACAUGAUUUUCUGUGUGAUUAUGCUGACGAUCGCGUCGGUUCACACGAUCCAAAGCGAAAUCGCAGCCUCUACGAAAAGCAAGGUGCUGGCCUACUUGGAAAACUCCAAGUUCCGCGACCUGACUGUGGCACUCUCGUCCACAUACGCACUGUACGUUUUAGGGUCAUUGCUGUUUUUCGAGUUCUUCCACCUGUUUGGUUGCAGUCUGCAGUACAUUUUUUUGAGCCCGGCGUACAUCAAUGUGUUGAGUGUUUUCGCGUUCUGCAACAUCCAUGAUAUUUCUUGGGGCACCAAGGGAGCACUCAAGGUUGAGGAAGUGGGCAAGAAAGAGGCUAAUAAGAGCGAGCGUUCGAACGAGCUGAUCUUAUCAGAGGCUUUGCAGGACCCCGACGAGCUCUAUCUUCUGGCUAACAACAAUAUUUCCAAGCCUGAGGCGGUGAAAAAGGAAAGCACCUUGAAAACUUCGGAACGGAAUUAUGCCUUGGGCAGAACAUACACGGUGCUUGCAUGGCUGGUGUCAAACUUCAUAAUUUUGGUUCUUGUGCUGCGAACGGGGGGACUGGACGACUACAAUGAUUACAAAGACUCGGGCACUAGCACCACUACUGCCACCACCAAGGUGAAAAGAAACGUGGACAGUAAGAGCUCUAACAGGUUCAUGACGUUCGUGCUUUGGUGUGUGUGCUGUCUGGCGCUAGUUCGCUUCUUUGGCGUGCUGGUCUACAGACUGGACACUUUUUUCCGCAAACGUCGCUACCACAAGCACCCGGUGAUCUAA